Periophthalmus magnuspinnatus is the source of this 6243-nucleotide messenger RNA. RefSeq names its product Rho GTPase activating protein 12b (gene arhgap12b). Gene Ontology annotation, cellular component: cytoplasm. The record is from RefSeq and is a predicted model, not a curated record. The coding region runs from base 282 to 3128 and encodes 948 amino acids. Gene Ontology annotation, biological process: regulation of GTPase activity; signal transduction. The transcript is spliced from 19 exons. Lineage: Eukaryota; Metazoa; Chordata; Actinopteri; Gobiiformes; Gobiidae. Gene Ontology annotation, molecular function: protein binding.
GACGUAGAGAGCGCGUGAGGCGGGGGAAUGCGAACACGAGCCCCGACGCCACACACCACCACACUACACCACACUACACCAUCCAGCAGCCAGCGCACUGAGCACACAGAGACAGCACGCACAAGAGAUCUGGAUCCAACUUUCCACGGAUUAUUUCUGCGCUCUCACCCGGGGACAGACGACGGAGGAGCGGGCUUGUUCAUCACAGCCAUGAGGAGCCCUACCCCCCACCACUGAGCCACCCGGGUCAAAGGUCAAGUGCUGUGUGUUGGGGGGCAGACAUGGCUGACCGAGAGGGGCUGCCCAUCGCCCCGGGACAGGUGUACAUAGAGGUGGAGUACGACUACGAGUACAAAGCCAAGGAUAAGCUAGUGACCAUCCGGCAGGGCGAAUGCUACCUGCUGGUCAAGAAAACCAAUGAGGACUGGUGGCAGGUGCGUCGGGAUGAGGGCACCAAGACCUUCUACGUCCCAGCGCAGUACGUGAGGGAGGUGCGGCGAGCUCUCCUGCCCCCCCAUAAACCCUCCCUGAGAGCCAAACCCUCCGUCCUGGAGAUCUGCCGGGCAUCAGAUGAGAACCUGAACAGACCCCAGCCCGAGAUGACCAGCUUUGGACGGCCGCCCCCUUCCUCCACGCCCUCGCCCUCCUCUGACCGGGUCACGCCUCCAGCCCUGCACCGCGACCCCAACCAGAAUCCCAACAAUCAGAGCCACAACCAGAAUCCCAACCAGUCAGUCAACCUACCCAAUAACCUACCCAACAACCAACCGCACAGCCAGCCCCACAGCCAGCCCCACAGCCAGCCCCACAACCAGCCCCACAACCAGCCCCACAACCAGCCCCACAACCAACCCCACAACCAGCCCCACAGCCAGCCUCUAGGCAGUCCGCAGCAUUGCAAACUGGUGGCAGAGCUGGUGCUUCUUCACAAUAACAAUAACCACCAUCUGAACACGCUGCAGAGGACGCGCUCAGACUCUCCCCCCCUCAGAGGCCCUGCCCACAGCCGCAGCCCGGACAGCGACAAGGCGGCAUCGCCCAGUGACCCACCUCCACACGUCCUACGUCACGACUCUGAGUCCGGGGACGAGCUCAGCAGCAGCAGCACUGAGCACAUGCAGAGCAACUCUCCCACGGGCCCAGGCCGCUCCGACUCCCCGGUCUACACUAACCUCCAGGAGCUGAAGAUCUCUCAGUCCAACCUGCCCCCAGUGCCCUCAGGCUCCCCCUUGCACCUGCACGGAGACUGGGAGACGCACAAGGACCCCAGUGGCAGACACUUCUACUACCACCGGGCCACGGGAGAGAGAACGUGGAAGCCCCCCCGCACCAGGGACGCAUCCAGCACCAGCAGCCUGAGAGGGGACAGUCUGAGAGGAGACAGUCUGAGAGGGGACAGCCUGAGAGGGGACAGCCAGGGCCACGCAGAGACCGAGCCGCUAUCCUCUGAAGAGAACUGUAACAGCACACACUCUAGUCAGUCAGACAGUCAGUACGGGUCACCCCCUAGAGGCUGGUCUGAGGAGCUGGACGAGCACGGCCACACUACCUACGUGUCGGAGUACACCCAGGAGAAGUGGAUUAAACAUGUGGACGAGCAGGGGCGGCCAUAUUACUACAGUGCAGACGGCUCCAGGUCAGAGUGGGAGCUGCCCAAGUAUAACAUCUCGCCUCAGUCGGGGGAGCUGCCCAAAAGCCGUAGUCUGGAGAGGAAGCAGCAGGAGCCCAUAGUUCUGACCAAGUGGAGACACAGCACCUACGUACUGGACCUCAAUGACAAGGAGAAUGCUCCAGCCGGGCCCAAGCAGAGCUCCCCAGACUCUGACUCGUGCCCCUCGUCUCCCAAACACCCCUCCACUCCCUCAGAAAAGUGUGGAGUCCUCAACGUCACUAAGAUCACGGAGAAUGGAAAGAAAGUCAGGAAGAACUGGGCAUCGUCCUGGACUGUGCUGCAGGGCUCCUCUCUGCUCUUUGCCAAGGGGCAGGGCGGCACCACCAGCUGGUCGUAUUAUCGCAGCAGCUCUCUCCCUGAGCUCCUCCUCUCCCUCCUCACCUCCUGGAAGUUGUCAGCCAAACCCCGGCCCGCUGUGUCCUAUGUGGCCUCCGCUAAGUUCGGGGGAAACCAGUCCAAGCCAGAGUUCACAGUGGACCUGAGAGGAGGCUCUGUGGAGUGGGCCUCCAAAGACAAGUCCAGCAAGAAGCACGUCAUCGAGCUGAAGACGCGUCAGGGUACAGAGCUGCUGAUCCAGUCUGAGAUCGACAGUGUGAUCAACGACUGGUACAGAGCCCUGAGCGACACCAUCAGCACACACGCAUGGGAGUCGGACGAGGCCAUCGAGGAAGACAUGCCUGAGUCUCCAGGAGCAGAGAAACAAGACAAGGAGAAGGAGCACCGAGACUCCAAGAAGAACAGAGUGAUGAAGAGUUCGGUGAGCAUGGACGUCUCAGACCAGAAAAAGACCAGGAUGAAGCUCAAGAAGUUCCUCAUACGACGGCCCACCUACCAGGCCGUCCGAGACAAGGGCUAUAUCAAAGACACGGUGUUUGGCUGUAAUCUGAGCGCUCUGUGUCAGAGGGAGAACUCCACUGUGCCCAAGUUUGUGCGAAUGUGCAUCGACCAUGUGGAGGACACAGGGCUGGAUGUGGAUGGCCUGUACAGAGUUAGCGGGAACCUGGCAGUCAUCCAGAAGCUGCGGUUUGCUGUCAAUCACGAUGAGAAGCUGGAGCUGGACGACAGUAAAUGGGAGGACAUCCAUGUGACCACUGGAGCGCUCAAGAUGUUCUUCAGAGAGCUGCCCGAGCCCCUCUUCACCUACGCAUCAUUCAACGACUUUGUCAACGCUAUCAAGUGUCAGGACUACAAACAGAGACUCAACUCGAUCAGAGACUUGAUCAAGAAGCUGCCUAAGCCCAACCACGACACAAUGCAGGCGCUCUUCAAACACCUGCGCAGGGUGGUGGAGCACGGGGAGGCUAACCGGAUGACCACCCAGAGCGUAGCCAUCGUGUUCGGGCCCACCCUCCUGCGCCCCGAGACAGAGAGCGGGAACAUCGCCGUGCACAUGGUCUACCAGAACCAGAUCGUAGAGCUCAUCCUCAUAGAGUACGACAGCGUGUUCGGCAGGUAGAGCCACGGCGCCUGCCCCGUGCACCUGCCGCGCCCCUCGCACCUGUGGCACCUGCCUAUGGACCAAGCCUGGACGCACACCUCGCAUUUACCUGUUGCACUUAUCAAGGAUUUCCGAUGCCAUAAGUGUUGAUCUAGCACUGGAUAAAACGGGCCAGUAGUGACACAGCACCUGGUAGCAACUGAUGAGUAAUAACAGCCAAUCAUGUAACAGAACUGUGAUAAUGUAUUUGUUUUUAAAUGUAAUAAGCCGAGAAUGUAACAAUAGACCAGUUGCUUUAUAUCAGAUGCCCUCCCAAUCUGCUUUAGCACUGUGUCAGAUGCCGCACCAACUUCCUUUUCAUGGAUUUCAGCUUCCUGUUUAGAGAGAACAUUUUUAGGACUGUUGGCCAUUUAAAAGAUAUAAUAUUUUGUUUUGAAUUGUUAAUUGCUAUGGCAACUGUGCUGGAUUUUUAUCAUUUUGAAAACCAUGGACAUCCCUAUGUAUCAGGUGCCCUACCAUGCUCUUAUAUCCCAGAUCAGAUGCCCUCCCAUCCUCCUCUAUCCCAUGUUUCUUUUCAUGGAUUUCAUUUUCUUGACCUAUUGACUAUUCAAAAGAUUUUCAAGAAUAUUUUGUUUUGAAUACUUAAUACUAUGGCGACGGUGCUAUUUUUCAUCAUAGUGAAGCCCAUGGAUAUCCCUAGACUUAAAAAGUUCUCAAAAGUGAUUUUAAUAUUCAUAAAUGCAUGUAUAUUGUUGCAUAACUGACUUGUUCCAUUUAAAAUCCCAUUACACUGGCUGUUACAUUCUGGGCUGUUGUUACAUCACAGUUGCUACACACCUCAUUUUGGCAUUAAACUUUGGGAUGCUCCUUUUGGACUUUAUGGACCUGUGGAGUGACUUUUCUGAGACUCUUCGUGGACAUUAAUCAGUGUUAUUGUUUGGGAGCAUGGAGAACCCUGAGGAGCACUUGGAUGGUUGGACCAGUUUAUGGACAGAACCUUCUCCUGUUUGAGUGAUGUGAGCAGUGGACUUUGGAACUUUGAGGCACAAGUCCUUUCUUCUCGUUGGUCUUGUGGAUUUGGUAUGGCCGUGUAUUGUUAUGUCCGGUGGGAUUUGGAAAACUCCCCAAAAAGUUCAAAAUGAAUAAAUUGUGUUGGCUGUUUUUCCAUCAGUUGUUGUUUUAAUAGAAAGUGGUAAUGUUAAAGAGCCCACAUUACUUACUGUAUUUGAUCUAUGUUAUAAUGUUGUGUCUUCAUCAAAAACACACUCAAAGUUUUGUUUUGUUUCAUUCAUAACUUAAAAACUACCACCACAUGACAUCACAAGGUGGAACGGACCAUUUUGAGCUUUGGAGACGUAGGCAAGCCAAUAAUGCAGCGUUAUUCAAACAUGUGAAUGAAACAAAACACAACUCCGGAUAUGUUUUUGAUGAGGUAAUAACAUUACAACAUGGACUCAAUUGAGUUUAAUAUAGGACAUUUAAAGCUGCACUGAGUAACUUUUCUGGUACAGGGUCAGAGAUGUGAUUGCUUUGAAUGUUCCGCAGUAUUAAAAUAGUUUAUCUUGCAUUUAUUCAAUUACAGGUGUUUCUAUUGCUGUGAGCGGAGUCGCCUCUUCAUAGAUCUGACCUGUUACUUAAUGUGUUUAUGUCUCCUACUUGUUUCCAUAGCGAUCGAUACAUUUUAAUGCUACAUUGUGGAAAAUAUCAGGUAAAGCGAUAACAUCAACAUGGAGAUAAUGAAAAGUUGUCAUUUUAAAGGUGGAUUAUGCAGUUUGUCUGGAAUGUUCCUCAGCACGGCAUUAAAUGUAUCGAGCUCCAAGCAAGUGGCAGAUCUUCAACGUGAAAAGUUACACAGUGCGUCUUUAAACUCUCACUUUCUAUGAACAUAAACGAUUAGAUGGUAAAACUCGCUCAACAUUUCAUUUGAUUGUUUUUGAAAAUUUAAAUAUGAAUAAAAAAAAUAAAUGUUGGUCAACCCUAUUGUGUUUUGAAAAAAUGAACGAGUAUCGCGACUGCACAGAACUUGUAAACACAUGUGUCCUGAACUAUUUUGUGAAGAUGAAAUACAGUGCUAAUAAAGUUGCUAAUUUAUAAGCUAAUGAAACGCAUAACCACAUCACCAUUGUGAAAAGGUCACGAUUAAGCUACAGUGUUCAGAUCAGUGUUCAGAAGCAAAGGUCGUGUUAAAAUAAAUGAACACAUUAUCUUUUAAGAGCAGGUAUUUUGGUAUUGUAAAAGAAAAAUUAAAAAAACUUGGGCUGUGUUCACACUUGUCAUGGUCUUGUCCUGGUCUUGUCCUCCUCAUCUCAUCCUGCCUGGUCUAGUCCUGGUCUAGUCCUGGUCUAGUCCUGGUCUAGUCCUGGUCUAGUCCUGGUCUAGUCCUGGUCUAGUCCUGGUCUAGUCCUGGUCUAGUCCUGGUCUGGUCCUGGUCUAGCCCUGGUCUGGUCCUGGUCUAGUCCUGGUCUAGCCCUGGUCUGGUCCUGGUCUAGUCCUUGUUUGGUCCUGGUCCUGCUAGUCCCACCUGGUCUAGUUCCUGUCUAGUCCCUGUCUAGUCCUGGUUUAGUCCCACAUGUGACGUGUAUCCAAGUGUGAACGCAGCCCAGAAUCAAUAAAUUUGCUGAUAAUGGAUACAUGUAGGCAGGUCUUAUGAAAUCAUGGCUGUAAUUAAGUUUUUUUUGUAGAUAAUUAUUAAAAUGACAAUAAUGAAACCCAAAACUAUCUCAAAUUAACCCUUAGAUUUGUAUUUUCGCACCAAGCCGGUGUUAAAGCCAGCCGCCAUGUAAACCAACGGACAGACCCCAGUGUGCUGCUUAUUGUGACCUACAUGUAUUCAAAUCUGCGAAAAGAAAUGAUCAACUGAGAAACACAAUUGAUGGUUCAUUAAUGUUUCAUGACAGGCAAGUUGUUGUGUAUUUUUUUUUUUUCGGAUCUAUAUUGUCACCUGAAAAUGUACAAGAAAAUGUCAAGUACUGGACUGGAACUCCCUCAUGUUGUUCAAUGGUUGUCUGCACAUUCUCCACCUCAACCCAAAAUGAUGAAACAAUGUGGACUUUGGAGAGACUUGUGAUCCGUAUGUCUCUGGUCCAGACUCCUGUGGACUUUCGUAUGUGGCACUCUGUGAAUAAAAGUGAUG